Haplochromis burtoni (Burton's mouthbrooder) is the source of this 4667-nucleotide messenger RNA. RefSeq names its product protein kinase C and casein kinase substrate in neurons protein 3. The transcript is spliced from 10 exons. The record is from RefSeq and is a predicted model, not a curated record. Lineage: Eukaryota; Metazoa; Chordata; Actinopteri; Cichliformes; Cichlidae. Gene Ontology annotation, cellular component: plasma membrane; cytoplasm; endosome. Gene Ontology annotation, molecular function: phospholipid binding; protein binding. Gene Ontology annotation, biological process: regulation of endocytosis; cytoskeleton organization; plasma membrane tubulation. The coding region runs from base 396 to 1562 and encodes 388 amino acids.
ACGGCGCUCCUAUUUCUGCUCUGUGUUCAGUUGUUGCUAUAUAUUUCCUCUAUGCAAUGCGUGUGUGUUGAGUUAUGCGUGACAGAUGAAACGGGGACAGAGGGAGGAGUGAGUGUGUGUGCAAAAGUGCGUUCAGCAUACAGGGGUGAGAGAGUUUGGUUGGAUCAAAGCUCCAGAUGGACUUGAACGGGCUCUGGGUUCAGCUGGUUGGGUUUUCAAGUGAAGAAGUUGGAGUUUUAGAUCCAUGAAGUCUGAGUUAAUGCAAGAUACUGAUAAUCAAUCGUGAACCUUUUAGAAUCGGGGGGAGCUAAUUUUAUAUCUGACAUGCACAUAUAUUAUACAAAGUCUGGAGGAUUCAUGGUGGAUAUAGAUCUGUGCUUGUAGGCGAAAACAGGAUGUCGACCUUGCCAUCAGAAAACAGCCUUGAAGAUGCCUACAAUCGCAGCUUCUGGAUGCCUGGGAACUAUCAGCGCACUGCGAAGCGAACAGAAGAUGCUUUCCAGGCCUGUAAUGACAUAGUGGCAUGUUUCCAAGAGAGAGCGCGCGUGGAGAGGCAGUACGCCCAGCAGCUCAGUGAAUGGAGCAACAAGUGGAAGCCGGUGGUGGACUCUAGUCCUCUAUAUGGCUCUCUUAUGAAGGCUUGGCAGUGUUUUCUGUCCUCCGCCGACAGGCUUGCCGCCCUACACGCCACCAUCUGUCGCUCCCUGGUGUCGGAAGAUGGGGACCGGGUCAGGACCUGGCAGAAGGACACCUUCCACAAGAAGUUAUUUGGGGGUUUCAAGGAGUCCCACGACAUUGAGACGGGGUUUGCACGUGCUCAGAAGCCGUGGGCCAAACGACUUAAAAAGCUGGAUAAAGCAAGAAGAGCAUACCAUAAAGUGAGCCGUAAAGAGCAGGUAGCCAGAGAGCGAGAGGCACACGCUCAGGGAAACCCGGACGUCUCCAUAGACAAACAGAAGAAGAUCCAGGAGGAGAGAGAAGUGGCUCAACAGGAGGCCGAGAAGGUCCGUGCCCGCUACGAGAAGGUCCUGGAGGAGGUGAACAACUAUGCUCCUCGCUACAUGGAGGAGAUGGAGUCCGUCUUUGACCAAUCACAGGAGGAGGAGCGCAAGAGGAUUGUAUUUCUCAAACAGGCUUUCCUCUCCAUCCACAAACACCUGGACAUUACCAACAAUGAGAGUGUGCGGGCCGUGUACAAUGAGCUCCACAACACACUGAUGGCCAUCGAUGAGCAAGAGGACCUUCGCUGGUGGAAAAACACCCACGGCCCGGGCAUGCCAACUGACUGGCCUCACUUCCAGGAAUGGACACCUGAAAAGAAAAGCAAAAAAGGGAAAAAAGAAGUGGAAAAAUCAGGAACAAUAGAGAAGAGCGUGAUGAUCGGGGGAGUGAAAGUAAGAGCUCUGUAUGAUUACGUCGGCCAGGAGACAGAUGAGCUGUCCUUUAAAGCAGGUGAAGAGUUUCUAAAGAUCGAGGAUGAGGAUGACCAAGGAUGGUGUCGAGGGAAGAAGGAUGAUGGGUGGGAGGGGCUUUACCCAGCCAACUACGUGGAGGUGGUGUAGUUACCUGAAUGUGAAAGAUCUUUGUUAUAUCAAAUACCACAUGACAGCCUGAGUAAAUAUAUAAACGUCUAAAACACAAAAUCAGUGCUGUAAAAGUCCACAUGAAGUAGCUGUUAGCCAAAGAAGUGUGUCAGCACAAGACGAUGGAGAUUUUGACAUACAGAGAUUUUUUAAAAGUGCCCAGGUUUGUAAUCUUUUGAAGGACUUUUGAUAUAUGUUUUAAUAUACACACUAUGCAUAGACCACUUGUAUUGAAGCCAUAUAAAUAAACAAUGCUUUAAUGUAAAGAAAGAAAUAACAUGCUGGAGUAUAACGGUACACAGUUAUUUGGUGCUGGAGUCAGUGGUGUAGCCAGAACAUUUUAAAGGGGUGGCCAAGCUAAGACCAUUACAUCCAUCGUCAUAUGGAUUUUUAUUUUUCCUGCAUGGAAAAUCACUGCAGGUCAGAGAAUGUAUGAGUAUGUUUGUACAUAGCCCUUUAAUAGGUGUCAUUAUUGGUUAUGUGGGGUGGCCACAGGGCUAGUCUACAGCAGCCAUCUCCUGCCACCCCUUGGCUUAUCCCCUGAAUAAAAUGUGUGUGGGACUGCUAUUUUCUUUAAGCUGUUUUUUAAGCCUCAUGCGAUUAAAAUGCUCACAAAGCCUCACAAUAUAUGAAGAAAGCGUUGCUAAAACUGUGAUUAUAAUUAUUCCGAAGCAGCCGUACAGUUGGAGUCAGCCUAAUAGAUGCAGAAAGCCAUGUCGACUGUAUUUCUCUUCUGUUUUUGUGGUUUAAAGGAACAGAAAGUCAUUAGGAAUCCUGUAUAACCCUCAGUUAGCCAACAGUGAAGCUGUUUUACCCACACCAGCAUCCACUCACACCCCACAAAGUCCAAUGCUGUCUUAGUUCAUACAGAGUUGACUUAAAUCAGCUUUCAUCACUAUUUUCCUAUUAAGAAUUUAUUGCUUGACUAUUUGUAUGUGAUAGAGAUUGAACCCAGUGGCAAACCCAGAAGAGAAUCCAGAGAAUAUUCAAGCAACUCUUAAUAUUUCACCUCGCUGGUUUUACUCUUUCGAGCUCACAGCUUUACAGUUUUGGUUCACCCUUACUCAAGCUGAGAAAAUGCUCUUAAAAUCCACUCAAUGUGACCUUAGCAGCACCAGCUACAGCAGACAAACAGACACACUUAGCAGCUAAAUCACCAAAUAUUUCCAACAAGGCUAAAAACACAACUAAAUGUUUUUAUAUUGCUUCAAAUGUCUUUAUCAAUUUGCAGCUGUUCAUCAUUUUGAGAUUCUUAUUGCUUGUCCUUUUCUGCCCAGCCUUUGCAUCGGUGAGGGAAAUGCUUGCAGUCAGGGUUGCCAUAUACUCUUUGUGAAGGCAACACGAUCAUUACUGGUUUGUUUCCACUGACCCCAAUCAGUCAGUCCAAGUUUAACACCCUCCGCUGGAAUGACACUGCAGUUUAAGAAACAGUUUAUGGUGUAAUAUUUCUUCACCAGUAUUGUACCUGCUAAACUGAACCAGUAACUGUUAGAGGUCUGUUAACACGUAUUACAUUAAAAACAAGCAGGUAUAUUAAACUGCAGGUUAUUAUAAACACUUAUUUUUCAUGCCUUGUUACAAAAUAUGAUGAAGGCUGAAAAACAGAUUUAAUAACACGCUGACAUAAACAAUAAAACUUCCUAGCUGGGCCUUGUUAGCAUACAUUGCAUUAUAUUUUUACACACUCCCUAAAUUUUGUAUUCCUACGCUUUGUUAUUCAUUAUCACUCACACAGCAUAUAAACAGGACAGCUUUACAGUCAUUAGAAGCCAUAUUUUGGGAUAGUGGGUCAGCCAGUGGCUUGUGGGCUUUCACUGUGCAAGGCUGGGCCCGAGCUAUUUUAGCAACUAAAAUGUCUGAGUGGGGUUAUUUAAUACCCCGUUAUGUUUAUUCAGGACUACUUCAUUUCUAUUUGUGUUUGUUAUACCUGCUUAUUCCUCUACCUGUGAUAGAUUUUCCAGUGUUAACACGAGCUGUUUUCAUUGUCACUUUGGGCAUUAAGUAUCUGCGAAGAACAUCGCAAUGUAGAUUUAAACAAAAACCUGCAAUGGAAAACAUGGAUUGCAGGGAUCAUACAUAUGACUUCACACAACUAUCAGUUACCUCUUGCACAUCAAUGUGCCACCUCAUGUAAAACACCAUAAAACUGUGGGAGAGGUUCAGUUCAGCUUUAUCAUAUAUCGCCAAAUCACAACAAAUUCCCCUUUUUAUUUUGUAAGAUAAAGACCCGACUAUGGUACAGAGGUGAAAGUUCAUUAUAGGAAACAUUUUAGCAGAUAAAUAUACACAACUUCAAACAGAUACAAAUGUAAAGAUCUGUAGAGCAAUUGAGAGAACAGAAAACUGCCCAACUAGCUAUGUGAUCCAACCUGCAUACAAGAAGUAAAUCUGUUUCCAAGAAAGCCUUUUUUCACCUCACCUGCCUGCUGCUGGCUGCCUGCCUCAUUUUUACGUUAAAAUUUGUUCAACUCUGCAGCACAAGUAAUUGAAAAUAUUAGGUUUAGAUGUGAAAGCGCCUUUGCACUGAACCUCGGAGUCCCCUCCUGGUUAGGAGGCCUUUCAAAGUUUAGCAACUCUAUCACGAAAAUCAUAAAUGAGGUGCAUGCAGGGCUUUGAAGAUCAAAGAGGAAAAGUGCUUAAAGAUGAAGUCCAUUCAUAAUUUAAAAAUUUUGAUGUUGCACCUUUAGUUAAAGGAGAAGUCUUUCUCCAGGUGAGCCCUAUUAUCUGUCAUUAUGGUUCACAAUGAUCUUUGCUGUGGGACUAAAAUCAUUAAAGCAUUGAGUUGCUUUUAGAUGAGGAGAAAAUGUCAUGGGGAAUAGUAAUAUUUCCUAGCAUGUCACACUGUUCCUUCUGGGUAACUCCUGGGGAACAGUUAGUCUUUCUGUCUGUCUGUAAUAUCUAAUCUUCUGUUAUUAAAUUGUAACUAUCACAGAGAGCAUCUUUACCAAAGUGAGGAACGUGCUGGGUUUGCCUAUUAUAGUAUCUCUAUAUGUGCUGUUGCUGUGUGUCAUUCUUUGUCAUGUAAAUGUAUGACCUUUCAAAUCCCCUGUCUUUUUAAAAUAAAAACCGAAACUGUUACACAAA